Molecule: messenger RNA, 2872 nt
Organism: Phyllotreta striolata
Lineage: Eukaryota; Metazoa; Arthropoda; Insecta; Coleoptera; Chrysomelidae
Source: the annotation of a GenBank genome assembly
CGGGAUUUCGAUCAAAUCAAAUUGUAAAAUCCAAAACAUGUAAAAUGGCUUCCGAUUUAACAUUCGCUUUAUAAUCGGAAUUAAAUGAGUUAGAAGUGUGCCGAUUUAAAUGCUUUGAAUUAAAUCGCUGGAAAAUCGCGAUCGGGCCGUCGAGUGAUCGCGAAACAUAUGCGCGAAUGCGGAUGGUUUUUCUUUAACGGAACCCUUCAAUUAAGGGGUUUUUAAUUAGAAUCAAUAAAGAAACUAUGGUCUUUCGAAGGAAGCGAGUCUAGCUGGUAGGAAGAUUACGCGAAGAAUCGCUCAUCGAAUGCAAAACGAGCGGCAGUAAAUGUGCGAUAAUACACCAUAACCUCGAAUAAAAUGUAAACAAUAUUUCCGCGAUACACGCUGGUACUGUACGAUGAGGCAUCUGGAGAAGAAACUUACAAUGGACUCGUCGGACUCUCACGCUCUACACAACCUCGACGUUCUGCCGGACAUUAAACUGGAAUUCUCCAAAUUCGAGCUCGACGAUAAUCUCAUAAAAACCAACUUCCUAAGCGAUGAAGACAGCUCGAGCGAGGCCAACUUGGUGUUCGAUCUCAACAAUGAAAGCGACAGCUCGGAGGAGCUGGACGCUCUCAGCAAAACGGUGCGGAAAAACCGAAGGAAAGCCUCGGCUCCCCAACGAGCGGUGCAAAUCGAAAACUGCCAAUCCGGCUCUAUGGAGAACAGUUCCGAGUCCUCCCAGGACAACACCGACAACCUAACCUUCACCAACAUCCAGAAUUUAAGCUUGAAAUUGAAGGAAGAUUCCCUGCUGGAUUUCGCAGAAACCGACGAGCUCUGCGACGAUUUACUGCAGAAUAUCACCGAGGAGGACAUUUUCAAGGAUCUACAAGAGGAAGCUGGUGGUGAAACUAUCGAUGAUGAAAUGAUAGUUAACGCGAAGGAAGAAUGGCGGGUCCAUUGGGGCGUGAAAUGCAACAUGUGCGAACAGGUCUUCCCGUUCAAAACCGAAUUCGACAAACACUACAUAUCGAACUACAAACUGAUACCGGUCUACACGUGCACGUUUUGCAACAAAUCCGCCGAGAAGUAUUCGACUUUUCGAUCGCAUUGUUACCGUCACAUCACCGAGGGUCGUUACAAGUGCCAAUAUUGCCCGAAAGGCUUCAGCCUGCAGUCGAUGUUGCACGUGCACAUUUUGGCGAAGCACACCAAAGUGAAGCCGUACAAAUGCGAAGAGUGCGGCAAGAGUUUCGUGACCAAACCCGGGCUGAAGAUACACAUCAAGAAGCACAAGACUGAGACCAAGGAGGAUUAUCCGUGCGUCGAGUGCGGGAAAGUGUUGCACACCAGAGGCGGCUUGACGUCCCACAUGAACGUCCACAGGCUGGGCCGACGGUUCAUGUGCGACGUGUGCGGGAAAACCUUCACGCAAAAGGUCAACAUGCAGCAGCACGUCAAACAGCACACCGGAGACAAGCCGCACUGUUGCAAUAAAUGCGGUAAAACAUUCGCCGAGAAAUCGCACUUGGUCAGACACUACAGUUUUCACAGCAACAUCAGACCGUUCAAAUGCGACGUAUGCCAAAAAAUGUACAAGACCGAGAGGUGCCUGAAGGUGCACAGUUUAGUCCACGCGGCCGCCAGGCCGUUUGUGUGCGGCUACUGCAGCAAGGGAUUCUUGAGCAGCACGAAACUUAAACAACAUUACAAUAUACACACGGGGGAGCGACCGUACAAAUGCAAAUAUUGUGAACGGACGUUCACGAACUACCCGAAUUGGUUGAAGCACACGCGCAGGAGGCACAAGGUGGACCAUAAGACGGGCGAAGAGCUGCCGCCGAAGGAGGGGGCGCCGAAGGAGGAGCCGCCUCAAACCCCCUCGUCGGCUGUCGGUAACGCUUUACCGGGCGCUUCCACCGAAACCGUGGAAUUGAAUUUAACGGAUGCUGCUGUGGAACCACAGCAGGAUUUGGCUGAGAAUUUGCUUUCGGUGGUGACACCGCAGAUUAUUCCGAUUACAUCAGUGGAUAAUCCGGGCGACAUGGGGCCGGUUAUAUCGGACGCGAGUUUCAACAGGGCCGAAGAGAUGUUGCUGCAGCAGGGUUUGUUCAAUUUCCCUCUACUAGACGAUAAAGUGUUGUUCGGACAACCGAUAGACUUCCUCAAUACGAAUUCCAAUGCUUCCGUGGGUCUGUUGGUGCCGUACUUCCAAGCGCCCUUGUCGAAUCAUCAAACGAUACUGCAGCAUACGACUCAGGCGAUUCUGCCCGUCCAGUUGAACGAUCCGAGUAUUUAUCAAUAAGUUAAGUAGCGUAAAUUUUCUGGAUUAUCUUUAGUACUGUCAGUAUUAGCUUUAAUAACGGUUAAAGUCGGAUAAGGAUAAGGUGAUUAGAAUUUGUUGUUUGCGGCUCUCGAGUUGUGUGAAGUAUUUGUAAUUUCUUAGUCACCUUAAGUUCGGUACUGUUUUUUACCCGUAGUAUGUAUGUGUUACAGAGAUAAAUGUUCAAAUAUGGGGGUUUAAAGAUGGCCAUUUGCACCGUUUUGGCAGGGAAUUUUUGCCCGUCAGGGUUGCUGUAAUGUUUUUUUUUUCACGAAAAAAUUUGUCAAGUAAUUUAAAAAUAACGAAUUAGGUGCAAGGUGCAAUAAAAUCAAACAAAUGGUACAAUUAUUUAUUACGCCCGGUGCACAUAUACCAUCUCUGAUGAAUUUUAAACUCUGCGAGUGAAGUGUUUUUUAAUGUAUAUUAUAUUUUUGUAACUCUCAGACCAAUCAUACAAAAAAAUGAGUCAAUUGAUGUUUUGUAUAUAGAUAACGUGGUUUGUUCCCUUUGUACAUACGCGUAUAUUUGUAAUGUGAAUCCAUAAAAUUUUUUCAUUAAACA